AUGAAGCCUCCCGGCCGCCUCGCCACUGCCGCUGCAGCGGCAUUGCUCGUCGCCACGUCGCUGCUGGUCGCGACCCUCCUCACCUCGCCGCUGCCGUUGCUGCCGUUGCUCCCGUGCCUGCCCGGCGUCCUAGCCCCCUCGGGCGUCGGGUACGAGCCUUCAGGCCUCGCCGCGCUCGCCGACGCCGCGGUGUACUACGCCACAACGCGCACCGUCCCGCAGCAGUCGCGCGCCGAGAUCUCCCUCUCUCUCGACGUGCUGCGCCGCCGCGCGCCGAUCCGGCUGCUGGUGUUCGGCCUCGGCCAUGACUCGCGGCUCUGGCACGCGCUCAACCCCGGCGGCGUCACCGUCUUCCUGGAGGAGGAUCCGGAGUGGUACCGCAUCGUGCGCGCUAAGUCGCCGUUCCUGCGCGCCCAUCUGGUCAGUUACCGCACGCGGAUGGACCACGCCGACCUCCUCUUGGACUCCUACAAGAACUUCUCCUCCUGCGUCCCCGGCGCCGGAGCCGAGGCCGCCGACGCCCCCGUGCUGGUCCGCGACAACGCCGCGUGCCCGCUGGCGCUGCACAACCUGCCGCCGGAGGUGUACGAGAACGAGUGGGACAUGCUCAUGCUGGACGCGCCCAAGGGGUACUUCGCGUCGGCGCCUGGCAGGAUGGCGGCGAUUUGGACGGCGGCGGCAAUGGCGCGGGCGAGGCGCGGCGAGGGGGACACCGACGUGUUCCUGCACGACGUGGACCGCAGGGUGGAGAAGAAGUAUGCCGAGGAGUUCCUCUGCGACAUGUUCCGGGUGGGAAAGACCGGCCGGCUCUGGCAUUUCAGCAUUCCACCGGUGUCACGGCGGGGGAACACGACGGCGUCCGGCGAUGGCAAGAGGCCUUUUUGCUGA
Triticum turgidum subsp. durum (durum wheat) is the source of this 888-nucleotide messenger RNA. The record is from the annotation of a GenBank genome assembly. Lineage: Eukaryota; Viridiplantae; Streptophyta; Magnoliopsida; Poales; Poaceae.